UGAUGUCCUCCUGCUCCUCUGCACAGUGCUGUGUGUGCGCUUGGCUGCUGUACACACUGUGCGUUUAGUGCAGCUUGUGCUCACAUGCUGGGAGGCGCCUGUGCAUAGACUUGUUACUGUUCUCCUCCAGAAUCGUGCUCUCUUGGAUGGUGUAUUCUGCUUAGAAGAUGAAGUGUCCAAAUUGUAAUCAUGAACCUGCGGACGAAAACCCCAGGUUCUGCAGCAUGUGUGGAACGCGCAUGCAGCUACCAGAGCCUGACAAUUCUGCAAUCCAAGAUGGUCAGAAUGCUACCCCUCUUACCAAGGUUGAAUUGGAGCCUGGCAAGGAACUGGUGUUUGAAGAAAGCAAACUAGCCGACUGUAGCAACCCCGUGCAAAUUCCUCAGGAUGAAACUCUUCCUCUAAAGGAAUCUGGUCCACCAAGCAAGAAAAGAAGAAUGCAAAAAGUCAAUGAAUACCAAUUCAUAAUGAACAGAAACAGGAAGAAAAAAAAGAAAGGAACUUCUAGCGAAAAUGAAUUUACGUCUCUUCCCGCCACACAGGAGAAAACUGGAGAUUUGGAUAGUCUUAGUGAUGAAUAUGAAUGUAAGAGCCUUAAUGUGUCUGCUGAAAACAACUCUCCUUCACCAACAGCGGCAAAAGAGGGUUCACGUAACAGUACCACUUCCGAGUUUAGCUGUGGCAACUCUGGAACAUUACAAGAAUCCACAGGAAAAACAGAACAGAAACUUGUACAGUCUGACAUGAUGGACUAUUCAGAGGUAACAAAUGAAAAUCAAGAGUCCAAAAGCAAGGAUCAGAUUAAUAUUGUGACAAAAGAUACUGACAACCAAAUUAUAACAGGUAAUACAGUAACAUUAGAGGAAUGUAAACAGACUGAAUGUCACAAUAAGGAAAUACAGGAUGAUAAGCAAGAAGUAGCACAGUCUGAGAAUGUAACUACUAGCACGAAUAUGGUAACAAAUGAAAGUACCACAAGCAAAGAAGGCUCUGAAAAUACAAAUAAGGUCGUUGAUCAGGUCAGUGAAGAGAAAUUUAAAAAUCUAACUUCUGACCCUGAUAAAACAGAAAAUGCUAAAACUAUAAGUAAAGAAAACUUGGAAAAAAAAGACAAUGUCAUUGAUGCGGUCAGUGAAAAGAGCAAUACCAUAUCAAAGGAAUCAAAGUCCAGACUUACAGAUGGAAAGGAUGUUUCCAAAGGCAACAGUAACUCAGAGCAGCAAAUUAUGGAAGAAACAACCAUAUGUUCUAACCUAGGAGAAAAAAAUAAUAAUUCUAAGAAAAAGUGUGUAGCAGCAGAAGAAGCUGAUAAAAAAAGUCAAAAAGAAAAAGAGACCCUAAGCACCAGUGCUGCUAAAAAUGUUAAAGAAGGCACAAAUGUGAACACUCCUAAAAAUGCUUUAGGAAAAAACAAAAAUAGCACAGCAGGUCUAAAUAAUAAAAAUGAUACUGAUCAAAAAGAUGAGCCAAAAAUAAAUCAGCAAAGUAAGAAAGACUUUCAAAAUAAGAGAAAUGAGGAGAAUAAGAAAGUUCCUGAAACUAGAAGCAAGAAAGGCGAAAAUAAGACCCAGGAAGAGCAAGAAUCUAAAAACGUGCCGUCCCAGGACAUGCAGGCAGUGGAAGAAGCUGAGAACCAGCCAAAUGAUGAUACAAAAAAAUCUUCAAGUGAUGAAGUUCCAGAUAACUCUUCUGCGGCACGGGGACGAAAUCCUGAAAAUUACAUCACAGUAUAUUUUCAUGUUAUUAUGUCUAAGGAUUUUGAUCUCAAAGUGAAUGAGGACAAAGUAAUAGUAAAAGCUGGAAAUAUGAAAGGAUAUUUGCCUUGGAAAGGUGCUGUUUGUGAAAUGCACUUUACAAAAGAGGUAAAGGACUUUGGAUUUAUGUAUGAAGGACAGACUCAGGUAUCCAAGGAGAAUCUUAACAAGAACAUUCCUUACAAGUAUUUUGUACAGAGUAAUAAACGUGAGGAAUGGGAGUUUAUUUACUGUGAUACUGGAGAUAAACAAAUUGUCAACCGCUGUCUUUACAUUCCAUUACAAUAUGCUUUUAAUGGAGAGUGGCAUCAGUAUGAUGAUGUGUCUUUUAAAAAAACUGAUAGUUUUUUUGAAAAACUGAAGUUCUGGACAGACCGCUACAAAUCCAUUUGUGCAUCAAAAAGGAAGGCGGGUGAAGUCAUGCUCAGUAGCAUUUACAGUAUUCUUGAAACCUGUGAUGAGAUCAAUUUGUCUGGCUUUUUUCAACAACUACAGCAAUUCAAUUACGUGUCUUCACAGUCCGUUUUGAUGGUAAAUAAACCAAUAAAAUGGAGUGGUCAUGAUUAUGACAAAGAAAAGGUUCAUAUUUUGAUGAUGAAUUUGCUAGAUAAAAUCUGUGACCCCUUCAUUAAAACAAAUAAUCAAAAAGAAACUGAAGUAAAGCUGAACAGAAUAGUCGCAGGAUUAAUUUGCCUCUGGAUUGUUCAUACAUUUACUAUUCGUGUUAGUAAAGAACAUUUAACAAACGUUUGCUGUGUUCUGUGCUUGGAUGAAAUGCCAAGAGAAAAGCUGAUUGGUGAACUUCAGAAUGCCAAGACUUUGUUUACUAACUUCCAAGGAACACAUGAACUAUUGAGACAGCUGUGCCAGAAAUGUAUAGAUGAUAAUGUAGAACACUGGGUGUGGGUCCUGCCAGUCCUACAUACGUUUUCUCCUGUAUCCAGCACAGAGGCAUUAAUGUCAAAACAAGAAGAUGUCUGGGCUGGUCUUGAAGGCAUUGCCUAUGAUACGCUUAAAAAAUAUCUAAGUACUAGAGAUGUUCUUGGAAAGAUGGUUAAAAAGAAGUAUUUACUGCAGUCACACCCAAUGGUGAUCCAGUCCUGGCUAUGUUUAUUACCGCUUGACCAGAUGGUAAAAUUUUUAGAUGACUUUCCAGUAAAAAUUUCCAGUGUUCUCAAAGCUUGUUACUUCAAAAUUUCUGAAUAUCAAUUUAAAUAUUAUCAUAAAGAGAAUGUUGAAGAUGUUUUAAGGAAAAUACUACAGGUUAUGAAAAUACCAGAAAAGCCUCUGAAUAUAGAGUCAUUUCAGAAGUGUUGUAAAGCCGGGCUUGACCUUCACCAUGUUAUCCUUACUAAUAUUUCGCUGAAGAUCUAUUAUGAAAUUGCAGCUCUGUCUUUAGAAAUCAUCUUAACUUUAUUAAGAUAUGCAGGUUUGUCGAAUGGAAGUGAUGAAAUGGAAUCACUGCAAAGGGAAUUAGAGGAAGUGCUUGACAACACAAAGUCACUAACCAUAAAAUGGCUUGAAGAUGUGUAUGGGCACAAAUUUACUUUUGAUCGCUAUAAAAUGGAAGGAUUUUCCAUUGAAACGAAGGCAUGGCAUCUGAUUCUAAAGGCUGGUGAGAAUGUGUCUCUGAAGUGGAAUGGUGCUUUCCUACCGCUGUUACGCAGGAAAAUUAAGGAGGAGGAGCCUAUUAAACAGAUUGUGAUCUACUGCAAGGAGCAAUAUCUAUUUAAAGACCUUCACCCAUUAAUAAAUAAAUGCUUUGAGGACUGUGCUAUUGAAGCAGUACAUUUUGCUUGUCAGGCAAAGAGUAAUAUUCUCAGUCAACUGGAUACAUAUAACUUAGCGAAUUUUGGACGUUUGGUGUCAAGUGUUAUACUGAAUUCUUGGCCAAAAGAUAAUGAUGGAAAAUGUGUUAUGGACACUGAUAAAAUCUUACAGCAUUUGUUACAGUGGGAGGAUGCAACAUAUAUAUUCAAGCUUUAUGGAACGGAUUCAAGAAUCAUUGAGCAUUUUAAUGAGAAAAUUCAGGAGCUGGUGGCUAUCUCAGAAUCUGUGUUUCUAGAAGCCAGAAAAAGUUUACUUGAUGGAACUGUGCUUUUUAAACAUCUGGAAUACAUUUUGAGUAGCAAACCCAUUUUUUUGGAUAUUUGUAAACUAAGAAUUGAAAAAAGAGAAAACAUCUCUCUGUCUGAGAUUGAACAAGUGUUAGUCUGGAGGGAGAAAGAAUUAAACAAUUUAAAGAGCCAACGUGAGUGGGUGGGCAGUCUCCUCAACAUGAUUCAAAGGAUUGAGUGGCGUGUAAAAGUAAACAUUUCUGAAGUUCAGAGGAAGCAUUCACUAAAUCUGGGGCAACAUAAACUGAAUGAUUUAAUAUCUGUAAAGAUUCUUGGAGAAGAUGUUGAAGAAGAUCUUGUGUCCUACUAUAACCUGCCGCGUGAGCUAAUUGACAUGGCUUACCAUACACACAUUUUCAGAGACAGUCAUGUUUUUGUUACGUGCUGGGAACAACAAGAGUGCAACAAGGGUGGAAACGGGUCUCAAGAUUUAGGCAGUGAUGAAAGUGAAGAUGAAGAAGAUGCUGAAAUCACUUUAGAAGAAUUAAGAGAUACACUCUUUACUCCCUGCCUUGAACAUUGUAAUAUAAUUUACAAUGCUUUAAAGACAGGAGAAGUCACAUUUGAAGUUGUUGACAACUUUUUAAAAGAUUUCGAAAAUAAAUACCAACAGUUAAAAGAAGAAUUGAAAUGCUUGUGUCACUUGGGAGAUAAGGACAAGGGUGGAUGGAUCGGUCAACGUGUGAAGCAGAUUGAGCAGUAUCACCAGCUUGACUUAGCUUUCCGAUCAGCAGAGGUCAUAUCUAAAGUGAAGACUUUUUUAAAUCUCUCUGGAAAUUUUCAAACCUUAAAAACACUGCUGGAUUUUGCUGAUGACUUUGAGAACUGCAAACAAAAGCCCCUUUCUUGCAUAAAUAAUGAAGUGAUGAAAACAAGAAAACUUCUUUCGGAGAUAAAAGAUGAACACAUUGAAUGCCUUAAGGAAGUUGAAUCAAGAAAAGAGUUUUUCCUAUGGGUGAAAGAAGCAUUGCAAGAUGUCAAUGAACUGAAAGUGUUUGUUGACCUGGCCUCCAUCUCUGCUGGUGAGAAUGAUAUGGAUGUAGAUCGUGUUGCCUGUUUCCAUGAUGCAGUUCUGGGUUAUUCUUCUUUACUCUAUGAUCUGAAACCACAGUCUGGAUUUGAUGACUUAAUGGAAUGUUUGCAAAAACUGUGGAAAGCUUUACAAAGUGAUGUAAACCUCCCGAAGAAGUUGAGAGACUCUGCUCGCCAUAUAGAGUGGUUAAAAACUGUAAAAGAAAGUCAUGGAUCAGUGGAAUUGUCCUCAUUGUCAUUGGCCACUACAAUAAAUAAAAGGGGAUUAUACAUUAUCCAAGCUCCCAAAGACAACAAAAAGAUUAACCCUGACACUGUGAUACAAUUGAAUCUCCAAGAAGAAGGAGACAGCAGCAUAAAUGAACGGAGUUACACACUAGAGGAAUUGAAGGAAUUACUGAAUAAACUUAUGCUUAUGUCUGCGAAAGGAGAUCAGAGCAAUGAGGAGGUUGAAAAGUUUUCUGAGAUUUUUUCCAAUGUUCAGAGGCUGACCCGAUCAUUUAUUGACCUCUAUUUGGCUGGAAAUAUGUUGUUUAGGACUUGGAAGGCUGAGAUUUACUGUUCAGACGAUGCACUCCUUAGCAUUCACAUGACCUUUGAUGUUAAAGGCAUUGACCAACUGGAAGGACAAGGACCUCUCAGCAGUCUACUUCCAGAUAUCUGCAGAACAAUGGAGUAUAUGUUAGAACAGUGGCUGGAAUUGAUGAACAAGAAGAGGUCUCAGUAUUAUUACCUAAACUAUUACACAGCAGAGCAGCUGGUUUUCCUCUGCCAACAGUUUCAGAAAAGAGAUAUCAGUGAGGAGGCGCUUGUCAUGUUGUCUUUUAUUAAGCCCCAUUGCCAAAAAAUUGAUACCACCAACUCCUGUUAUGGAAAGACAGAUUCUAUAACUGGGAGUCGUCUAAGCAGGAUGGAUUUUGCAUUUAAAUUUGCAAGUUGUGCCAGCAUAUUGGAGAAGCUAAAAAUGGUUUGGGAGCUUUCUAUGGAACAUAUGAGUUCCCUGUUCCCAGGAUGCUUAGACUUAGAUUCUCUAGGUAUGUGCUUGGCCUCUUUAGCCAAACAAAACAACAAUUGGGUUUCACGCAAGUUCCAUUCCAGUUUGCUUGAAGGUCGUCCCAAUUUGGUUCUGUGCCCUUCACCCCAGAUCCUGUCCUGUGCACUGGCAGUGUAUAUGCACAGCUUUACAGAGACUUUGCCAUCCUAUGAUGAAGUGUUGCUGUGCUCGCCACAGACGUCAUUUGAAGAAGUUGCCUUGUUUUUUAGAAGAUGUCUAACACCUGGUUACAAAGGCAAGAAGAUUUACAGUUUAAUCUAUGCAGAUGAACUGAACUACGAUACGGCAUACAGAUCAGAACAGCUAUUCCAACAGCUACAGGCACUAAGUAAUGAUGACUACUACCUAGUGAUCAUAUGUAAUUCUGACCGAGAACACUGCUACAUUCCAUCUGUCUUCAGCCAAAACAAAGUGCACAUGAUUCCUCAGAAGCCCCUUGAUGAACUGCAGCGCUAUCUACGAACCCAUUUUAUUGUCGAUCGUGCAGCUGAUUCAGCCGCUCACGUAUUUAAGAAAGGACUCAGUGCUGGCAUUGUGUCCUCCAAACGAGCGGGAGCGGGAAAAUCUCUGUAUGUAAAAAGGCUUUAUGAAAAGCUGGUAUCAAGCUCUAUGGCUGAGAGGCCGGUUCUCAAAACAAUCCGGCUUAUUAACCCUGAAGUGGAUGAAAAAAAAGUAUUGAAUACCUUGCUUCCAUUUCUUGAUGGCAGGCUGAAGAAUUGCCCUGUAAUAUUCCAUAUUGAUAUUACAUCUUCUGUGAACAAGGGGAUUUCAGAAUUCCUUUUUAAGCUUUUUGUCCUACAAUAUCUCAUGGAUUCAGAGGGAAGAAUAUGGAAGCGCCUGCCGAGUCACCUCUACAUUGUUGAGAUUUUGGAAUCCACAAACACAAUGUUCACAAGACAUUUUAAAUCUGCUCCUCAGGUGUCACAGCACAAUUUUAUUGACUUCUUCCCCAAAAUAUCAUGUUGUUCACCAAAAGAAGUUCUGAGGAAAUACACAGAAGAUGUGGCAGAUGAAUGUGGUGAUCCAGGAAUGGAUGUUGAGGAAUUCCGUAGUGAAUGUUUCCAGAGACCAUACCAGUACCUAAUACGUUUUGACAGGGGGGAGAAUCUAGAUACAUUUUCAUACUUAGAAGGUACCGUAGAAGGGGAUCCAUCAGAGUGUCUGCAGAUUUUCCUUUUGUUUUGUGGAGUCAUUGAUCCUUCUUGGUCUGAACUCAGAAACUUUGCCUGGUUUUUAAAUCUACAACUUAACGAUUGUGAAUCCUCAGUUUUUUGCAAUUUUGAGUUUGUUGGAGACACAUUGCAAGGGUUUAAACGUUUUGUGGUCAAUUUUAUGAUAAUCAUGGCUAAAGACUUUGCUACACCAUCUUUGGAAAUUGCAGAUCAAAGUCCAGGGAGGCAAAUAAUUAACCUUCAUGGACUUACAGAAAAAGACUUGGCUCCAUUUUUAUUGCGUAAAAAGUGGGAGUCUGAACCACAUCCCUAUAUCUUUUUUAAUAGUGAUCAUGUCUCCAUGACGUUUAUUGGAUUCCACUUACAACCAAAUAAUGCAGGAGGUGUAGAUGCCAUUAAUCCCAGAAAUAAUUUGAUAAUUCAACAGAAUGUUAUGACCAUGCAGCUUUACACUGGAUUGACACAUCAAAGAGUGCCAUUCAAUGUUGAUUUUGACAGUCUGCCCAGGGAUGAGAAAAUAAACAGAUUAUGUAUGGUGCUAGGAAAGGAAUGGCCAUUUGAUCCUGAUGAAACAUAUGAGCUUACUAUGGACAACAUCCUCAAGAUUCUGGCUAUUAAGAUGAGAUUCCGCUGUGGAAUCCCUGUUGUCAUCAUGGGAGAAACCGGUUGUGGAAAAACACGACUUAUUAAGUUCUUAUGCCAGUUGUGCAAGGGAUUUGUUGAUACAGAAAAUAUGAAACUUGUAAAAGUCCACGGAGGAACCACAGCUGAGAUGAUUUAUCAAAAAAUACUGGAGGCACAACAAAUUUCACUUUUUAACAAAGCCGAAGGAUGCGAUACUGUGUUAUUUUUUGAUGAAGCUAAUACAACCGAGGCCAUAAGUAGCAUCAAAGAAGCACUGUGUGAUCGCACUGUAGAUGGGGAGCCAUUGGAAGAGAAUUCUGGCUUACACAUUAUUGCAGCCUGUAACCCAUAUAGAAAGCACACAGAUGAAAUGAUCGAGCGCUUAGAAUCUGCUGGUCUGGGUUACAGAGUAACUGCAGAUGAGACCAAAGAAAGGCUAGGGUCCAUUCCGCUAAGACAACUUGUUUACCGUGUUCACGCUUUACCUCCCAGCAUGAUGCCACUCGUAUGGGACUUUGGGCAGCUGAAUAAUGAAACAGAGAAGAAAUAUAUACAACAAAUUGUUCAGCGUUUAGCAAAAGAGAUUCAGCUUUCUAAAAGUGAUGUACAGCUGUUAACAAAUGUUCUGUCAGAGUCUCAGACGUACAUGAGAUUGAAAAAUGAUGAAUGCAGCUUUGUCAGCCUAAGAGAUGUUGAGCGCUGUGUACAGGUUUUCAAGUGGUUCUAUAACCAUCAUGAAAAGCUACUAAAGAAUCAGAACAUGUUAAAGAGAAUAGGAAGUACCAGUUAUAAAAAAGAUAAAGUAUCCUGGUCUCUUGUGCUAGCUACUGGUGUAUGUUAUCAUGCAUCUUUAGAAACUAAGGAAACAUACAGAGAAGCUAUAUGUGAACAUUUCUCUCCACCUUACACAGAUGAAGCUGCUAUUUUACAUGAAAUAAGUUCCAUUCAAGAUCUCUUUUUAGCAGGUGUACACUUAAGAGACACCAUUGCAAGAAACCUUGCUUUGAAGGAGAACCUAUUUAUGAUGGUCAUCUGUAUUGAACUUAAAAUCCCAUUAUUUCUUGUUGGAAAACCUGGAAGCUCAAAGUCGCUUGCAAAGACGAUUGUUGCAGAUGCCAUGCAAGGUCAGGCAGCCCAUACAGAACUGUACAAAGAUCUUAAACAGAUCCACUUGGUGUCUUUUCAGUGUAGCCCUCACUCCACUCCAGAAGGCAUCAUUGGCACAUUUAAGCAGUGUGCUCGCUUCCAGGAAGGAAAGAAUUUACAAGAGUAUGUGUCUGUUGUUGUACUUGAUGAAAUAGGUCUCGCUGAAGACUCUGCUAAAAUGCCUUUAAAGACACUUCAUCCUUUGCUGGAGGAUGGAUGCAUUGAUGAUGACCCAUUGCCACACAGAAAGGUCGGAUUCAUUGGCAUCUCUAACUGGGCCCUAGAUCCUGCAAAGAUGAAUAGAGGAAUUUUUGUAUCUCGUGGUGAUCCCAAUAAGAAGGAACUUAUUGAAAGUGCCCUGGGAAUUUGUUCAUCUGAUAAACUAAUUCUUAAAAAAGUCUCUACCUAUUUCCAGUACUUUGCAGAAGCUUAUCAACAAGUUUGUGAGACUCAAACAAUUCAGAAAAAAGAAUUCUUUGGUUUACGUGACUUUUAUAGUCUAAUAAAAAUGGUGUUUGCUUUUACCAAACAGUGCAAUGGAAACUUAAGUAAAAACGAAAUUGCUCGGGCUGUUCUCCGGAAUUUUAGUGGGAAAGAUGAUUUAAAAGCAUUGGACAUUUUUAUAGGAGAUGAAUAUAUAACUCUCGAGGCAUACAAUACAAUAGAUCUGGUGAUGGAAAAUAUUAACAGUGACAGUGAGGACUGUGAAUCCCGUUACCUCUUAAUAUUGACUAAAAACUAUGCAGCAUUACAGAUACUACAGCAAGUAUUUAUUAGGGAGGACCAGCAACCUGAAAUCAUAUUUGGAUCCAGUUUCCCAAAGGAUCAAGAGUACACUCAGAUUUGCCGAAAUAUCAACCGUGUUAAGAACUGUAUGGAAACUGGCCAGAUGGUCAUUCUUCUUAAUCUUCAGAACUUGUAUGAAAGCCUUUAUGAUGCAUUAAACCAGUAUUAUGUUUACCUAGCUGGCCAAAAGUAUGUAGACUUGGGCCUUGGUACCCAUCGUGUAAAGUGCAGAGUUCAUUCAAAAUUCAGACUCAUAGUUAUUGAAGAAAAAGAUGUUGUGUACAAAGACUUUCCAAUCCCCCUGAUCAACAGAUUGGAAAAACAUUAUCUGGAUAUCAGCACAUAUCUGAAAAAAGAACAUAAAGCCAUUGUUCAGGAGCUUGAGGAUUGGGUACAAGAUUUCACCAAUGUCAAUUUAAAGCACCUGUUCGUAGAAACUCAUGAAUACAGUCCUUCUGAUGUCUUUAUUGGCUACCACUCUGACACAUGUGCCUCAGUUGUUCUUCAAGUGCUAGAGCAUGAUCCAGAAGCUAUACAAAUAGUCAAAAAGAAGGCAAAAAAUAUUUUGCUUAAAUGUGCUACACCGGAUUCUGUCAUCAGGUUAGGCAAGCAAGAACUAAUUUACGAGUAUUUCAAGAACCAACAUCAUGGCUCCUUACUGGACUUCCUCUGUUCACACAUAACUUCUACAUGUAACAACCACACCAUUUUCACAGAGAUCACAACAUUUUCUCGCCUUCUUACCUCAGCUGACAAAAAGAUAUUAGAAGUUGAAUUACAAGACAAUAUCAGCAACAUUGAAAUUUUGUCCCUUCAGCAGUUUGACACAGAAUUCUCAUUCUUGAAAAAAAUUCGGAGUUCUCUGGAAUCUUCCUCUGGGGAUCUAAUACUGAUUAUACAAACAGAUUUUGAAGAAGGGUCUCAGGGAGCGAACCUUGUCGCAUCAGCAAAAUAUUCUGCUGUCAAUGAAAUAAACAAGAUGAAUCUCGAAAGAAAAUGUGUCUUUAUCUACUUUAUAACCAAGCUUCCCAGAAUCAAAGGUGGAACAUCAUAUGUGGGCUUCCGUGGAGGUUUGUGGCAAUCUGUACACAUCGAUGAUCUGAGGAAAUCUAAAGAUAUGGUGACAGAUGUAACAGCCCUCCUGAAGUUCACCAUUAGCCAGCUGUUUUGCACCGCAGCACCUAAGACAAAGGGCGAUGAAAAUACAAAUCUGGCUAGAGAAACAGCAAUGGAAGUAGAAGACUAUGCAUCUAAUGGCAAAGAAGUACAAACAAUCAGUCAUGUAGAAGAGAGCAACUUAAUGGAAGUAGAUGAAGAAGUAAAUAACACAAUGGAGACCGUAGCUGAAAUCGAUAAAGACCAGGAAAAGAAGACAGAUAUGUCACCCACCAGGUUUCAUAAUAUGCUGGAUAGCACUACCCUCAUCAGAAGUUGUGUCCAGAAUGCUAUAGGCUUGUUAAGAGAUGAGAAUAGUAUUGAUAGCCGCAGCACCAGAAGAAUUGAAGUCCUGAUAAACCUACUGAGUUCCGACAAUGAACUGAAAGAGUCCUUUUUGAAAUAUCUAAAACUACGUCUACAUAAUAUGCUCAGGACUCAGGAAGAACAAUGGGUUCUUGCAGGAGAUUGGGUUGCACGAGAGGCUGCAAAUCUAGAUGCUCUACAGGAAGCUGGGACUUUCAGACAAACCCUCUGGAAACGUGUUCAAAGAGCAGUCACACCAUUUUUAUCCCAUAUUUUAUCCAUCAUUGACUGCAAUGGCAACCUGGAAAUUCUUGUGAACGACCGCAUGCAGGAUUUUAUAAAAUCUUUAUGGAUGUUCAUGUUUUCUGAUGAAAAACUUCUUCCAGUUUCCAGCAACUUCAGUUCACAGACUGGAACCAUCCUGGUGAAGAAUAACAUGGACAUUGCUGCUUUUGGGGCAAAUUGUUUGCCUUUCAGUUGGAGGAUUAAGGAUUAUCUAGAAGAGAUUUGGACUCAAGCUCGGCACAUUCAUUGUCCAGAAGGACCUGAAGUGAAAUUUGUGGACAUCUUCUCACAGACCCCAUUAGGGAAAUUUAUUUCUUCAAAAGAAAUAAGUGAACAGCAGAAUCUUUUCCUGAACUAUCAGCGAGACUUCAUCCUUAUGUCUAUGACUGUCUCCUCUCCUAAAGAGCUGAAGGUAAUGGAGCAUGCCCUCUCAACGUCUAUUGAGGAAUUAAAAUUUCCUAAAAGUAUUGAGCAGCUGACUCUUCCAUUGGUUCAUAUUGGAUACAAUACAUUUCAGCACAGACUUCAGAAUUUAGGCAGGAUUUUGGCACUCUGCCCUUCAGUUCUUGAUCUCCUUGAAGAAAAAAUUGAGGACCGUAAUGCAAUUAAUAGAGGCCAAAUGGUUCUUGAUAUCUUUGCUGCUACUGCCUGUAUGGAAAUAUUAAACAACAGUGUGAGAGACCUAAGCCCACAAGCCUGGAUGUACCAAGUGAAAAACCUACAGAUGCCUAUUGAACUAAUAUGUUCAGAGGGAUAUUUAAAUGGCUACAGUCCUAUUUGUAGAUAUGGAAUUGAUGAAAUCAGGUCGGGCUGGAAUUGUGUGUUUUCCAUGGAGCUGUUUAUGGAACAUAUGCUAGUAGAUGAGUAUCUUCAAGAUCAACAGAUGAGACAAAUCAUAAUGGGACAUACACAAUUUCUUGGACGGUGCUUGAAGGACUUCAGUGAUAUAAAGUCACAAAAGCCUUUCAUGGCGGUGGUGGAUGUUCUUCACAAGUGCAGAUAUGAAGUUUCUGAAUCUGUUUCAAGGUUUGGAAUGCAACUCUGUGCAAUCUGCCGGAGUGAACCAAAUGAGCCAGUCUGCCUUCCCUGCAACCAUAUUUUCUGCAAGACUUGUGUGAGCGAGUGGUUAAAAAACGGCAAAAAGGAUUGUCCUAUUUGUAAAAGACAUCUACCAGACAACUUCACUAUUGUGGUGUCUAGAGAAAUCAGGGAUUCCAUCAAGAAAAAUCUUCAGUUUCGUAAACGAUGUAAUGGAUUCUUUGUUGAUAUUAUAUGCACCAUGUGCUUCAAAGACAAUUCUCCACCAGACAAGGAAGUAAUUGACCGUCUUCUGUCCUUACUUUUUGGCAAAGUUGAUCAAGGACAUUACACAAGAUCUCUUUCUCCAUUUGAGGACGCAGUUGAUAAAACACCGGUGCUUCGCUCAGUCAUCCUAAAAUUGCUUUUGAAAUACAGUUUCACAGAUAUAAUGGGAUAUGCUCAGGAGUAUUUCAGCAAGGUGAAGGAAAACAACCUGUUUACUGUGCUGGACACCACUGAAGUCUACCUGCUGUUUGUAAACUGUCUAGAGGAUUCAUUGUUUGAGAAAGGACAAAGAAUCCAAUGUGCUCCUUCAGACAAAGAAAAGUACCUUAGAGAUGAAGGAUCCUUUCUGGAACAAUACAUACAUGGCAGAAAACAACAAGAUGAUAAGACUGUACAAUUUCUUCAGGAUGUAGCCAGAGUCAGGCUGGCACUUAACACAGCGGGAGAAUUAUUGUCUGUCAAAUCCAAAGGAGUCACCAAUGAGAAUUACUUGCGAUGUGUAAAGAAGCUCUGCUCCUUGUCUGGCAAUGACUGGCAUAAAGUUUACUUAAUACGAAAGCUGGCAAACUUGGAUGGUAUAGACGCUGUCCAAAGGCAUUUUAAAGAUCCUCAGUUUGGGUGGCUUUUCCCAAACGUAUUGAUACGGAAUAAGAAUGCUCAAACAAGUCAAAUUGAUCAGUUCCUUGUGUGUGGCAACAGCUACAAAGUUUUGAGAGACGGUAUUGGAAGAGCAAUAAUAGAGGGCAAGGAAGAAUGGAUUAAAAAAGCAACAGAGGAAUGUGAAAAUCCCAACCAUGAACUGGCCAUCUACAUACUUCUUGCUGUUUUCCGUGAAAUAACCUUGUAUUAUGGGGUCCGAAAUAUUCCAGCUCAAGGGACAGUGCCUGAACAUGAAGCCAUGAAGGAUUUUAUCAAGAACAUCCCCGUUCUUCAAGAAGGAGCCACCAGAGCCUUCGUGGAGACAUUGCUCAACAACAACCGACCAAUACUACGUGUUGUGCCUGGCAUUAGAAGCUCACAUGUCACUGUUUUUGGACUGGCCAUACAUUUGGCUGCUGUACUACUGAAUGGGAAUAAUCGCCUUUUUUCACCACUAAGAAAUUUGUGUUUUUCUCCAGCAAGAAUGCAGAAUUCCUAUUUACCAACAAUGCCAGAAGACUUGAUUGUCUAUGCUAGAGGUGCCAUGCGUGAACAACUACACUGGUACCGUUGUCCUAAUGGUCACUACUGUACAGUUGGUGAGUGUGGUCAACCAAUGCAGAUAAGUCGAUGUUUAGACUGCGGAGCAGCUGUUGGUGGGGAAAACCAUGCACCUUAUCAAGGAUUCCAUAGAAUUCAGGAGAAUGGAGAUCGAACACAAACAGGACACGUCUUGGGACACCCAGAACGACAAGGAACAGUUCUAGCUCCAGAUCGAGAUAUACCUACCCCUGCAUUUAUCUUACUGAGGCUGCUGACACAUCUUUCAAUGCUCCUGGGGUCAGAAGAGGAUAUACAGAGUGUAAUACACAUGGUGAAGCCGCCUGUUACAGAUUUAAGAAGUUUCCUUUUCGGUCACAUAGAAAAAGAUCUAGAAUACCUCAUGAAUACUCUUGGAAAAAGUGCAGAUGACACCACUACCAUUGUACAUCUUGUACUUCGUCAAAUGCUGAAUCCUGAUCAGCGUGGACAAUGGCCUGUACACUUUGAUGAAGUUUGGUCAACGAAAGACAGUAGAAACAGCUGGGAGAAACACUUUGCCUCCAUGGUCAUCGCACCUGUGCUGCAGGGUCUGGAUAGGGAUCUUAUGACUGUGAACAACUACAUCAGCACAGAUGAGAGAAUAAGCUCAGACCCCAUAGUAAGGAUCGUGUACGGUGACCCAUUGAAGAGUGGAGAAAAACUGGAAUUGCCACGGGACAGUCAUGUACAUUGUUCCAAAAUAUGGAGCUGCAGAGAAAGGAUCUCCAUAGAGUACUUAAUGCAUAUUGUUCAGCAGAUAGAUGGGAAGAACGAUCUGCCACUGUUAUGGAAGUUCUUGGAGAAGGAAGCUGAACUUAAAAUGGUAAAAUACUUGCCAGCAAUCCUGAGUCUUCAAAAAGAGCUGGUAAAAAGGUUUCAGGACUUCAGGGAGAAUCAGCACAAAACCAUACAAGACUUCUUAGACUCCAUAACUUCUGGAGGUGCUCAACAUGUAAUGAAGAAAUGGAUAGAAGAUUUUCUCUUAACAUGGAAUAAUUUGAGACAUUCACUUCAAACUAAUGGUGAAAUUAAACUACCAGAUGAUAUGUGCAACAGUCCCCUCACCAUGGAUAGUAAAUUCACCUAUCUUCUUCCCCGCCGGCAAGGAGAUGGCUUAUGCGCAACUGCCCUUGUCAGCUACCUCAUUACUCUACACAACAGCUUUAUAUACGCUCUGCAGAAAUACACCGGCAGUGAGCAGAGGUAUUCCAUUAAAUCCUCAGAGGUCACCAAUCUGCAUGUUAUCAACUAUGAGAUGGAAAAGGAUUUUGUACCUGUCAUCCUUUCCAAUUGCCAGUACACGCUGGAGAGCGGUAAAGAGACCUUGCAAGAAUUUGAUCUCCCAAAAAUCCAGCAUCAGAUUGCCAGCAGAUUUUUUCAAGGCAAACCUCUUAUCUCCAUGGCUGGUCUACCAACAAUUCUGUCUACCCAAGACCGGAAUUAUGAAAACGUAUUCAUAGACAUACGGAAGAAAAUUGUACAGAUGUCAUUACCAAACUCAACAAUCGAUUUCAUAAGUAAAGAUCUGAAUACGUACAGUGAUGUCUGUGAAGCCUUAAACAUUGUUGAUGUUAUGUUGGGAUUCCUAUCAAUGUCUGGAGGAGAUCCAGAACUUCCAAUUACAAAGUACAUAGAAGAUGUCUUACAAAUGAAAGACCAGAGCAGUGUUCAUGUCCUUGAGGCAUUGAAACGCUGUUACCUGAAGAACACCAUUGCACUCUGGCAACUACUCACUGCUCUGAAGUCUGCACAUCUUCUACAUCUUAAAAGGGACCCUUUUGUUGACGUAGACAAAGCUUACAAGACAGAAUUGGACAAGGAAGGGCGACAACAACUCAAUAUUUUCCUGGAGCAAAAUGGAACAAAUGUCUUUAUGUUAGAAAUGCAUGAGCUGAUCACCAUAAAACUAAGGAAGCCAAAGAGUAUCGACGAUUUCAGACCCUCCUGGACCUUAAGAGAAGUUCUGGGACCUUUUCUUGAUGACAAAGAUGUUUCCUUCCCUGGAAUAGAAGAGGACUUUCCAGAGCGGAUUGCACUUGCCCAUUGCAUCGACGCAUGGAAGAUUGCUGCCUGUAAGAAAUGGGAUCGUCUGUAAAGUUAUGCAGGUGAUGACAGCUGCUGUGAUGUCUCCUGCUCUCCUGGAUAAAGAGACUUUGCACUAAUGCCGCUCACUCAGGCUUUUGUAUAUUUUUUAAUUAUGUAAACUGCACAUGGAACUAAUGCAGAUGUACAAUGAUUACAAAUAGGGAUCAAUAAUACAGAUAGGGAAAAUGCACAAACCAAUUAUGCAAUAGAUUUUCUAAUUUCCUUUGUACUGUAUACCAUAGAGUUCACUUUCCUGCCGUGCUUUGUGCUGUAGCAUACAUAACUAUCCUACUACAAUGUAUGCUGUACUGUACAUGACAACUGUCUUACUAAGGUGUGCUGUACAUAAAUAGUAUCAUACUAUGCCUUACAGGGCAAUUGCUUGUAAUAAACUGAAGAGAAACAACACACAAUUAAUCUUUUAAUAACAUUUCAUAGUAGAAGUUUACAAAAAACAACUUGGCAAAUACUUAGUUUGUAGUAGUUUACCAUUCAUUCGUAUAUAUGUGCUUUAAAAUUGCUGCUGGUCACUCUCAGAAACAGACAGUGUCAGCCAAGUGAUCUAAAAUGUGUAAAUAUAUAUAAAUAAUUAAAUAAAUAUAUAGGCUACUAAAAUGCACUUGAGGGAGCAGGAAACUAGCACAAUGCCGAAUCCACUUUUGUCUUCAAUGGGAACAGAAACUUGGGCUCAAGCCAUAACUCAAGCACAUGGGAGUAAGUGCCCAUCAGGAACAAAAAUACUGGACAGUUUUUUUUUCUUUUUCUUAUGAGCAAAUCAGGUAACCACAUAGUCUUAAAUAUUCCGGCUUCUGAAAGGCCAUAUACUUGUGAGCUUUUCUGAACUUUUUUUGUGUUUAUUUUCUAAAUCUGGAUAGAUAAAGACAGCUCACUUUCACUAAAUGUCCUCAUAUUAUAUAGGACAAAGUUUACAUGCACAUUUAUAUAAUUCCUAGUUAUAUAUAUCCAAGGAGAUUGCAUUUGCCUGCACAAAGAAACUACCUCACUAGGAUGUUCGCCAACAUUUAACAUUUAACUUUGUUGUAGUUCUCUUUCUAUUUUUAUGUGCCAUUUACAGCUAGCAACGUCUUUGCUACCAUUAAAAAUACUCCAAUAAUUGUCGUGUUGUGCAUUU
Messenger RNA from Hyla sarda, 17174 nucleotides. RefSeq names its product ring finger protein 213 (gene RNF213). The record is from RefSeq and is a predicted model, not a curated record. The transcript is spliced from 68 exons. Gene Ontology annotation, biological process: sprouting angiogenesis; negative regulation of non-canonical Wnt signaling pathway; ubiquitin-dependent protein catabolic process. Gene Ontology annotation, molecular function: ATP binding; ATP hydrolysis activity; ubiquitin-protein transferase activity. Gene Ontology annotation, cellular component: membrane; cytosol; nucleolus. Lineage: Eukaryota; Metazoa; Chordata; Amphibia; Anura; Hylidae. Bases 168 to 16052 code for a protein of 5294 amino acids.